AUGAAGUUCUUCGCCGUCCUCUUUUUCCUGGUUCAAGCUGUUCUCGUGCAGAACGCUUUCAGUCAAGUUAUAAGAACAGCUGCACCCCUCGCUGUGUCUUCACCGAUCAUUGCUCAACCAAGUGUUGCCAACAGCCUGGCUGACACUCUCUCCCUACUUACCGUUAGCAGCCUCCUGUCCGAAACUCUGCCAUUCAACCCUAAUGUGAUUACAGUUCCUAUGGCAGCUCCCGCUAUGGGCUGUGGAUGCGGAUGCGGUUACGGCAACUAUGGUUAUUACUACUAA
Arctia plantaginis is the source of this 285-nucleotide messenger RNA. The record is from the annotation of a GenBank genome assembly. NCBI's taxonomy places the organism in Eukaryota, Metazoa, Arthropoda, Insecta, Lepidoptera, Erebidae.